AUGGGCAGGCUCAUCAAAAACCACUGGGCGCGAUUAAUUAUCCUGACGGCCUCGGCCUAUCAAAUUGCAGGCGCGAUCGAGGGCUUCAUCUGGCCAAAGGUCUUUUGGGACUUUAUUUCAAAGAACCUUGAUGCCGCCGUUUCACCGAUUCCAGUCCUACAGACCCUCAAUCUAGUCAUGGGUCUCAUUGGUUUGGCCUGGGAGUGGCCUCUACGACCAUUAGCCGGAUCAUUACCGCAUCGCAGCAUCGAACUCCGACUUGUCGUAUACCCUCUCAGCGCUCUAUUCGCAGCCCUGCUCUACCAAGGGACCGAUCCCGCGUUGUAUUAUCUGAUUGGCAUCGGGGUGUAUUUUUGGGCUUUCAGUGAAGGCGAGAUCGUUUGUCCGGAACCAUGGACAUUGCCCAAGCGGUCGAGUGUACUCAAAGCUUAG
Penicillium cataractarum is the source of this 432-nucleotide messenger RNA. RefSeq lists its product as uncharacterized. The coding region runs from base 1 to 432 and encodes 143 amino acids. Lineage: Eukaryota; Fungi; Ascomycota; Eurotiomycetes; Eurotiales; Aspergillaceae. The record is from RefSeq and is a predicted model, not a curated record. The transcript has 3 exons.